AUGAGUGCUCGAGUAAGAUCAAAAUCUAGAGGAAAGGGAGAUGGAAAAAAAUCUUCUAAGCUGGAUGAACCUGGAGUUGUGAGUGCUAAGCAACCAGGUAAAAAAAUACCUCAAAAAAAGGAGCCACCUACUGAGGAUCCAGAUAUUGAGCCUGGACAAGAGAGAGAAGAAGGAGCAUGUGGGGUUCAAGAACCUGAACUGGAAGCUGAAAGCCAGGAAAAGGAAAAGGGUCUGGAAAAGACUGGAGGUGAGCAUGGAGAUGGCCCUGAUGUGAAAGGGAAGACUACACCUGAUCUGGCAUUUGCUAAAGUUCAAGAAGCAGUAUGUGACAUGCAGGAGUAUGCAUACCGGACAUAUUUCGAGGAGGAGUGUAUGCACUAUUCCGACAGUGGCAUUGCUCAAGAUCGCCUGGUCUGA
Enhydra lutris kenyoni (northern sea otter) is the source of this 417-nucleotide messenger RNA. Its product is annotated as PAGE family member 4. Lineage: Eukaryota; Metazoa; Chordata; Mammalia; Carnivora; Mustelidae. The record is from RefSeq and is a predicted model, not a curated record. The coding region runs from base 1 to 417 and encodes 138 amino acids. The transcript has 5 exons.